UUUUUAUUAUCCUGGAGAUGGCAGCACUGCGUACAUAGAGUGUGCUUUACAGUACCGGAAAUAGUUAAGGGGAGAGGGAAGAAGAAGAAAGCUCGCUCUCCGCUAGCUAGCUAGCUGCGUCGGAAGGUAGUGACAAAUCUUACAGGAUACAAUCAUAAUGAGUUAUGCAGAUAAGCCGGAGGACAUAACGAGAGAAGAGUGGAUGGAUAAACUUAACAACGUCCACAUUCAGAGAGCCGAUAUGAACAGGCUUAUCAUGAACUACCUGGUGACAGAGGGCUUCAAGGAGGCUGCAGAGAAGUUCAGGAUGGAGUCAGGAAUAGAGCCAAGUGUGGAUCUGGAUUCCCUAGAUGAAAGGAUUAAGAUCAGAGAGAUGAUUCUAAAAGGGCAGAUACAGGAUGCCAUCGCACUUAUCAACAGCCUGCACCCAGAACUCUUGGAUACAAAUCGGUACCUGUACUUUCACUUACAGCAACAGCAUCUGAUCGAAUUGAUUCGUUUGAGAGAAACCGAAGCUGCCCUUGAAUUUGCUCAAUCUCAAUUAGCAGAGCAGGGAGAGGAAAGCAGGGAAUGUCUGACCGAGAUGGAGAGGACACUGGCCUUGCUUGCAUUCGACAACCCUGAGGAGUCACCUUUUGGAGAUCUCCUUAAUAUGAUGCAGAGGCAAAAGGUGUGGAGUGAGGUGAAUCAGUGUGUCUUAGACUAUGAAAACAGAGAGUCAACACCUAAACUGGCCAAGCUCCUUAAGCUGCUGCUGUGGGCUCAAAAUGAACUUGACCAAAAGAAAGUGAAGUAUCCAAAAAUGACAGACCUCAGUAAGGGAACCAUUGAAGACCCAAAGUAAGGACCAAGAGUGAAAAAAUACCACAGCAUGGACACAUUUCCUUUGUGUAUUUAGGUCUAUCUGACUCAUAUAGAGUUCAACCUUUUCUUUUUUGCAAGGGUUGCAUUUUGAUACAUUAUUGUAGAAUGUGCAUACUGGAUUGUCAGCAGUUCAAAGUUCACACUAAAAUAUUAUACAUAUAUUAUUUUACUGGGUAUUAUAAUUUACAUAUUUGUUUAUUUAUAAUACAGUAUAUUCCAGUUACACUAGUUUUUCUGUCUGUUGGCAGGGAAAGUUGAUGAUAAAAGGUUGUGAGUAAAGCCUAAAUUAGGCUGUCACUGUUUGUGUAUGUGUGACCACUUUGGAAGGGUUUGAUAUUCAGGGAAAAUGGCUGGCUCAGUGUGCACUGCCUCAAAUAAAGUCAUACUUUUUACUCAUCAUACAGAUUACUGCUAGUAUUUUAGCUGGUACGAUACGUAAUGGGAGCAGGCAAGAUAGUUGGGUUGUUUCAAACUACUGUGACUUUUAAAGACAAAUUCAACUUUGUAUUUUAACUCAUCAUUUCUCAAACAUUUCCAAAAAAUGCUGACAGCAAGAACAACAAAGAAAAGAUCAACUUUUACAUGAACUGGCUGGACAAGACAAAUUCCCGGAAUCCUGUAAACUUUGCUAUGUAUAAAGACUGUGCAAGCUUAGAGACGGCUUCAGUUUCAUACUGUUAUACAAUAUCACAUGUGAUGUUUAAAGAUGUGAAUGGAUAAAUACACAGAUGUAAAGACCCUUUUACAGAUUGAUUAUUGUGUGGAAUAACAAUAUGGAGUAGCUCUUUUUGCAAUAUUUGAUGUGCUUUUUGCUGGUAUAUUAUUUUGCAAUAAAAGUGAAUUUUGAAACUGGG
Molecule: messenger RNA, 1718 nt
Organism: Betta splendens (Siamese fighting fish)
Lineage: Eukaryota; Metazoa; Chordata; Actinopteri; Anabantiformes; Osphronemidae
Product: glucose-induced degradation protein 8-B homolog
Exons: 5
Coding region: 158-844 (228 amino acids)
Biological process (GO): positive regulation of canonical Wnt signaling pathway; proteasome-mediated ubiquitin-dependent protein catabolic process
Cellular component (GO): nucleus; cytoplasm
Molecular function (GO): protein binding
Source: RefSeq, a predicted model, not a curated record